Molecule: messenger RNA, 1327 nt
Organism: Aphis gossypii (cotton aphid)
Lineage: Eukaryota; Metazoa; Arthropoda; Insecta; Hemiptera; Aphididae
Product: class E basic helix-loop-helix protein 23-like
Exons: 3
Coding region: 529-1203 (224 amino acids)
Molecular function (GO): protein dimerization activity
Source: RefSeq, a predicted model, not a curated record
GUACAAUUAUUGUUAUUAUCAUCAUCAUCGUUACCUAUACACGCGCGUAGGAUGACCAUAUGCCGUCUGCCGGCACGCGCUUCCGCGUCAAUGAGUGUUCGGGGCUCGUGCCGUCAACUGCCGCGCCGUCUGUUUAAGUGCCCAAUAAUAAUAAUAACGAUAAUAAUACAUAAUAUAGUGCCGUCGGUGUCGUCUGCGAUCGUAUUUCGCCCGCGAGUUUUUUUCCACACUUAUUAAAAUCAUUUAUGUUUAUAUUAUACGUAUCCAUUGGCUGUGAAUUUAUCGUACAUAAUAUUAUAAUUAAUUGUGCUAUACCGUCAUGAUUAUAUAUGUAUACUUACACGAAUAGCAAACGUACAUAGCUGGAUUGAAUUGUAACAUACAUAUACCUACGGGUAAAACACCGCCUACGCUUUAUCAACAGGUACAGCAAGACAACACUAUAUAUAUCAUAUAUAUAACUGUCCGAUAUAUUGCAGGUUUACUGCAGCAAUACCGGCGAAUGGUGGUCGAAUAACCUGGCCGACGAUGGAUAUGGUUCAGUAUCGUCAUCAUCAUCAGCACCAGCAGCACCAGCACCAGUCGUUCGACACGCACCAGCUGGGACAUUUCGCUGCGGGGGCGGUCGACUACGCGCACGGUUCCGGCGGCCCGGGAAAUUCGAACGGAAACGGCGAAUCGCCGUCCAGACACGGCGCGUACUGGCAGUGGCAACACUCGUCCGACGGUUCGUCGUCCGAAGGGUACAAUCACGGGCAGCGCGCGUUCUUCGACGACUCCGCGGACCGCGGCUACUGGGACGCGACUGCGAGCUGCGGUAGUCCGCCACCGCCGUCGACCCGACUACCGCCGCCGGACGGCGAAUGCUCGUUCACCGGUCAUCUGCAGCUGUUGAAUCCACUGUCGUCCCAGCGCGGUGACCGAUGGAAUCGUUCCUAUUUCAGACAAUCAAAUGACUACAUAUCAACAAAGCCUAACGGCAAAGAGUGUGUAUCGCCAACAAUAGCAAGAAAAAGACGUUUAGCAGCUAAUGCAAGAGAACGUCGUCGCAUGAAUGGCUUGAAUGAAGCAUUUGAUAGACUCCGUGAGGCUAUACCAACUUCUAUAGAGGAUGAACAUAAAUUAUCAAAAUAUGAAACACUACAAAUGGCUCAAAGUUACAUAUCAGCGUUAUGCAACUUAUUGGAUCAGGCUCAUAAAUAAAAUAUAAUUUAUUACUCAAUUGUCAAUUUUUUUACACAUAAAAUAUUUUCUAGUCACAUAACAUUUUUUUCUUUUUAUUUUGUCUAUUUAAUAAAAAUAAUAAUGAAAAAGCAAUUAAAUACAA